Messenger RNA from Cyprinodon tularosa, 3487 nucleotides. RefSeq names its product solute carrier family 2 member 1a (gene slc2a1a). Gene Ontology annotation, biological process: monosaccharide transmembrane transport. Gene Ontology annotation, molecular function: hexose transmembrane transporter activity. The coding region runs from base 180 to 1718 and encodes 512 amino acids. The transcript has 13 exons. NCBI's taxonomy places the organism in Eukaryota, Metazoa, Chordata, Actinopteri, Cyprinodontiformes, Cyprinodontidae. The record is from RefSeq and is a predicted model, not a curated record. Gene Ontology annotation, cellular component: membrane.
UGACAUGCAGCUGUGUGGAAGGACACACAUUUUAGGCAAGCAUAAGAGGAAAUUUCUUUGCCACACAGAAUGGAGCGGUUGAGUUAAACCAGGCAAAGAAACAGAGGGCGAGCGAGCGCUGCAGCAAUAACAAAACACAGUUAUGAUUGCAGAAAGUGACAAUAACUCUAAUCGCAGCCAUGGAGGAGAGUAAGGAGCUGGAGAAGUCUGUGGAACGGAGAGGGAAACUAACACCAGUUCUGGCACUGGCCACUCUCAUCUCUGCGUUUGGUUCAUCCUUCCAGUAUGGGUAUAAUGUGGCUGUGAUCAACUCUCCAGCACCAUUCAUGCAGGAGUUUUAUAACGAAACCUACACAGAUCGUUACGAUGAACCGAUGGGGGACAACCUCUUGACCCUCCUGUGGUCAGUGUCUGUGUCCAUGUACCCUCUGGGAGGCUUCUUUGGAUCUCUGAUGGUGGCUCCUCUGGUUAACAAGCUGGGCAGAAAGGGCACCCUUCUCUUCAACAACAUCUUCUCCAUCGUCCCGGCGAUCAUGAUGGGGGUUAGUGAGAUCGCCAAGUCCUAUGAGAUCAUCAUUGUGGCCAGGUUCAUAGUGGGGAUAUGUGCAGGUCUAUCAUCGAACGUGGUGCCGAUGUAUCUGGGAGAACUCGCUCCCAAAAACUUGAGAGGGGCUAUUGGCAUCGUCCCACAGCUCUUCAUCACCAUUGGCAUCCUGGCUGCACAAGUGAUGGGCAUCAGAAACAUACUAGGCAACAACACAGGCUGGACCAUCAUGCUCGGCUUGACGGGCAUUCCUGCAGUGAUAGAGCUGGUUUUCCUGCCCUUCUUCCCAGAGAGUCCCAGGUACAUGCUCAUCCAGAAGGGAGAUGAGAAGAACAGCCGGAAGGCAUUGCAGCGUCUCCGCGGCUGGGAUGAUGUGGAUGCAGAGGUGGAAGAGAUGCAUCUGGAGGACCAGUCGGAGCGGGCCGAGGGCCGUCUGUCGGUGGUGUCCCUGCUGUCCCAGAGGUCUCUCCGCUGGCAGCUGAUCUCCAUCAUCAUUAUGAACAUGGGCCAACAGCUGUCAGGGGUCAACGCGAUCUACUACUAUGCAGACAGUAUUUAUGGUUCUGCAGGAGUAAAUGAGAAAGACGUCCAGUACGUUACAGUGGGGACAGGUGCAGUGAAUGUCUUCAUGACCAUAGCGGCUGUCUUUAUCGUGGAGUCCUCAGGCCGACGGCUGCUCCUUCUUUUGGGGUUUGGCAUCUGUUGUGGGGCCUGUGUGCUGCUGACUGUGGCCCUUCACUUCCAGGAAAACGUGUCAUGGAUGCCUUACAUCAGCAUCGCGUGUGUCAUCAUCUACGUCAUAGGACAUGCCAUCGGUCCCAGUCCCAUUCCCAACGUGGUGACCACUGAGAUGUUCAGGCAGUCGGCCCGGCCAGCAGCUUUCAUGGUCGGAGGCUCCGUCCACUGGAUCUCCAACUUUGCUGUCGGCCUAAUUUUCCCCUUCAUGGAGAGAGGCCUCGGUGCCUACAGCUUCAUCAUUUUCUCCGUCAUCUGCCUGGUCACGCUGAUCUACAUCUGGAUGGUGCUGCCUGAAACCAAGAACAAGACCUUCCUGGAGGUUUCCCAGAUGUUCGCCAAGCGGAACAAAACGGAGAUCAAAGUCGGGGAUGGAGAUCUGCCUCUUAAGGACAGCAAAGAGAGCCUGGAUAAUUCAGAAAGGAGCAAAGCCUUCUGACUACAUGAACGAGAGAACUGAGAGGAAAAUUUUAGCUACAGGAUGCAGAGAGGGAUUUCAGAGGUUUAAUUUUGACUCCGCUAUCUUUGUAGGGAUUCAGACUCAGGCUGGUUAAUUUUGGCACAAUUAGUUUUUAACAUUCUUCAGCAGGUUAAAAAUAUUUAAUAGUUGCAAAGAUGUGACAGUAUUUUAAAACACAAAACAAAAAAACAUAAACUUUUAACGUAGGCCUUUAUUUAUGAUGCACAGACAUGGAUACAUGGAUGAAGCUAUGAAACAUUUUAAACAUUGAACUGCAAGAGCCUGAUAUGCAUUUUAUCUUUUAUUACCAUCACCAUUUACUAAGGUCAUACCAUUAGAUGGGAUGUUUUGCAGCUUGUGAGCUCAUUUCACAAGCAGGACAGGGUUUUCAGCAGAAUGGUUGCAAAAUUCGGAAACUUUCCAUGGGAAAUAAGUAGACUUUAGGAAAUAAACAUUGAUAUGUUGAAAAAUGUGACUAAAAUAACUACAUUUAAUUGCUGCUUACUGCUGAGGUAUUGAGCCCAUACCCCAAUUUACACCCUGAAUUCCUUCACCUGCAAAGAUGAUUUACAAGCGUAUUGAAGAAACACAUCUGAGCCCAUAUUCUAGCUGAAGUGAAGCAGCAGUGGGUGACAUUAUGGGGUGAAUAAAUAUAAGGUGUUGGUUUGUCUCACAGAUAUUAUGACUAUGAUGGGAGUGUUUUUAUAAUCAUGUUGGAAUCCCAAAAACUCACAUAGUUUACAUGGAAAGUUUGAAUUUUAGCAAUUUAUUUUGAAAAUGUAGAAGCCACUUUAGGAACAUCUGUACUGGUUGUCCAGCUGCACUCCCCCAAAAAUGCGUAGUUUGCUGCUUCCCCAGCUCAACACAUUCCCCGCAAUAGUGCCGUUUUUCUGGCACAAAAACUGGUCUCGGAUCUCUGCUGUGGUCAGCACAUAGUCCCAGAUGUUGACAUCCGUCAUUUUACCCACAAAGGCGUCUGUGUUGGAGAUUCCCAGAUAUCCGUCCUGGUCUUUGCCUAGUAUGAGCGUACCGCCAGGGCUGAUCAUGUGGCUGCUUUGGAGGUGCCUCUGCUCCCCGCCCAUCCCGUUGAUCCACAGGUCCACCCCGCCUGAGUGGGACGACCAGGUGACGCAGUAGUUGGUCCAGUCUUGGGUCUUCAAGCUGUGGGGCAUGUUGACGAACUCGUUGCUGAUCCACAGACCCACCUCCCUCACAUUGGUAUCGUCAGUGAUGGAGACCAUCAGCUCGUUAUCAUGGCCGUUGCUGGAGUAGGAGAUGACCGUGUUGACCCCUCUACCCUUGAGGAGAACAUGCAUGCAGACAGUGAAGGCGUCCAGAUCCAUGGGCUUGCUGAGUUGAGCCAGAGCGUAUGUAUCAGCGUUUUUAUCAUCGAAGCUGAGCACCAGAGGGAAGAGGUCACUGUGUUCUGAUGGAGAUAAUAAAGCUUUCAUCAGGCUGGAGAAGCAAAACACACCUUUGAAUCAUAGUUUUAAAGCUGAUAAGCAGACAUUUUACUCAUAUUUCCAUUCAUUUUAGUCACAUGUCAGUCUUUUUGGAUUGAUUUCCAUUUAGCUGAACACUUUUAUUUAAUACAGAUAGAAUAUUGUGCCUCUGAUGACAUCAUAUAACAGAUACCAGCAUCUCGCCUGCCGCCCUGAGAUCUUAUCAUUUUUAUGCUUCUCUUUGUCCUGUAAAAAGCUUGUGUAUGCAGUCUGUUAUGAAAAUAAAGCCUUUCUUAUUCAAUCUUC